UCUGGAAUUCUUGCUACACAAAUAUCCUGAGAAUCAUUUGCCUCCAUCUGUACCUUACAGACUGCUGAUGCUUCCAGCAAACAGAUCAACUCUGAUUCAUCAAGGUCCUCCAAAACGAAUCCGUCUAUAUACAGAGAGAAAAGAGCUUGAUGACAAUGGAAAAGUCAGAAAAUGGACUUAUGGGAACAAAGAUAUCAGUAAACGAAACAUAAUUUUACUGCUGGUGGGAGAAACCGGUGUUGGUAAGACGACUCUUGUCAACACCAUGGUCAACUACUUACUAGGAGUGAAGUUUGAGGAUGAAGUGUGGUAUGAAAUCACAGAAGAAGAAGAAGCAGCAAGCGACCAAACACAAACCUCUGAAAUAACCAUGUAUGAGGUCUGUCCUGUAGAGAGUCCUUUAUCUCUCACCAUCAUUGAUACUCCAGGAUACGGAGACACUAGAGGAUUGGAAAAAGAUCUGGAAGUUGCUGAGAAUUUAUCUGCUCUGUUUCAGAGCAAUGAUGGAGUUCAUGAGAUUGAUGCUGUGUGUUUUGUGACUCAAGCGUCUAAGAAUCGUCUCACAGACAGACAGCAUUACAUUAUCAGUUCAAUUCUGUCUUUGUUUGGAAAAGACAUUGUGAACAACAUUGUGUUUUUAAUCACUCACUCUGAUGGUCUGCCACCGGAAAACGUUCUUAGUGCCAUUAAUGAAGCUAAAAUCCCCUGCAGACGAGACCAAAGUGGCCAACCUGUUCAUUUCUUGUUUAACAACCGGCAGGCUGACACCCGUCACACGGAAGAACGUCAUGCUCAUAUUCAAAGAGGUGCCUGGGAAGACAGCAUGGAUGGUAUGAAGGACUUCCUUCAGUCUCUGGAUGAAAAGAACAGAAAAAGUUUAGAGCUGACUUCAGAUGUCCUGAAAGAGCGCGUUCAAUUUGAAGCAUUUAUCUGCAACUUACAGCUGCGAGUUCAAGAAAAAGAGUCAACAAAUGUUGAAAAAAUUCAGAUGAAACAGGAAAUGAGAGCAAACAAGGAAAAGAUUGAACAGUGUAAAAACUUCCCCAUUAAAGUAAAAAAGACAGUCAAAGUAAAGGUGCCCAUUGAAAGUGCAUCAUGGAAGCACAGGAAGGCGACGACCUGCACCGUCUGUGAGGAAAACUGCCAUGAGAUUGGCUGCUGGUGGUUUUCUGAUCCCAGCAAAUGUGAAGUCAUGAAAAAAGGAUACUGCACCGUGUGUACAGGGAAGUGCCAUCACAGCAAACACGUCAAAGAAAACAAGAAAUACGUCAUCAGAAAUACAAGCAUGCUUAUAGACUUUAACGAUUUUAAAAAAGAAUAUGAGAAUACACCCUUUAAUACGUUUUCAGUUGUAAUGGAUGAUCUUGACAAAGAUCUGAAGGAGAUUGAGGACCAAAAGUCAGUUCUUCUUUCCAAAGCUUACCAGAACAUCAAGCAUCUGUCUCAGAUCGCAUUAAAGCCAGACUCAGCCUUCACUCUUCAGCAUCUGGACUUCUUCAUCCCCAGAGUGAGGGAGGCUGGGAAAGAAGACUGGGUCCGAGAACUGGAGGAAAUGAGGAGAGAAGCUGAAGCUGAAGAAGCCAAUAAAGACGCUCUGAGUUAUCUGAGAGCUGGUCUGGCAAAACUGAAUCUUUUGCCACGAACACAUACAGAACAUAUGAAAUAA
Messenger RNA from Megalobrama amblycephala (Wuchang bream), 1666 nucleotides. RefSeq lists its product as uncharacterized. Gene Ontology annotation, molecular function: GTP binding. The transcript has a single exon. The record is from RefSeq and is a predicted model, not a curated record. The coding region runs from base 68 to 1666 and encodes 532 amino acids. NCBI's taxonomy places the organism in Eukaryota, Metazoa, Chordata, Actinopteri, Cypriniformes, Xenocyprididae.